Messenger RNA from Gorilla gorilla gorilla (western lowland gorilla), 3296 nucleotides. RefSeq names its product 5'-nucleotidase, cytosolic IIIB (gene NT5C3B). Gene Ontology annotation, cellular component: cytoplasm. NCBI's taxonomy places the organism in Eukaryota, Metazoa, Chordata, Mammalia, Primates, Hominidae. The transcript has 9 exons. The record is from RefSeq and is a predicted model, not a curated record. The coding region runs from base 253 to 1026 and encodes 257 amino acids. Gene Ontology annotation, molecular function: magnesium ion binding; 5'-nucleotidase activity.
GCGGCGCAGGGGUCAGUGGUUCUCUCGGGUCUCGGGACAGGUGAGCACCCUGAUGAAGGCCACGGUCCUGAUGCGGCAGCCUGGGCGGGUGCAGGAGAUCGUGGGCGCCCUCCGCAAGGGCGGCGGAGACCGGUUACAGAUUUCUCAAUAUGGUCAUGCUGCUUCCUCUAAUUGGACAGAAGGCGCCCACACCAGUACCUAGGGCCUUAUCCUCCCCAAGCCAGCGGCUCCCCAGUGAUUUCUGAUUUUGACAUGACCUUGAGCAGGUUUUCAUAUAAUGGAAAGCGAUGCCCUUCUUCUUACAAUAUUCUGGAUAAUAGCAAGAUCAUCAGUGAGGAGUGUCGGAAAGAGCUCACAGCGCUCCUUCACCACUAUUACCCAAUUGAGAUCGACCCACACCAGACUGUCAAGGAGAAGCUACCUCAUAUGGUGGAAUGGUGGACCAAAGCGCACAAUCUCCUAUGUCAGCAGAAGAUUCAGAAGUUUCAGAUAGCCCAGGUGGUUAGAGAGUCCAAUGCAAUGCUCAGGGAGGGAUACAAGACCUUCUUCAACACACUCUACCAUAACAACAUUCCCCUUUUCAUCUUUUCUGCGGGCAUUGGUGAUAUCCUGGAAGAAAUUAUCCGACAGAUGAAAGUGUUCCACCCCAACAUCCACAUCGUGUCUAACUACAUGGAUUUUAAUGAAGAUGGUUUUCUCCAGGGGUUUAAGGGCCAGCUCAUACACACAUACAACAAGAACAGCUCUGCGUGUGAGAACUCUGGUUACUUCCAGCAACUUGAGGGCAAAACCAAUGUCAUCCUGCUGGGAGACUCUAUCGGGGACCUCACCAUGGCCGAUGGGGUUCCUGGUGUGCAGAACAUUCUCAAAAUUGGCUUCCUGAAUGACAAGGUGGAGGAGCGGCGGGAGCGCUACAUGGACUCCUAUGACAUCGUGCUGGAGAAGGAUGAGACUCUGGAUGUGGUCAACGGGCUACUGCAGCACAUCCUGUGCCAGGGGGUCCAGCUGGAGAUGCAAGGCCCCUGAAGGCGCAGGCUCCAGCCCGGCCUGCAGGCCGUGGUGAGGAGGGGCGCCUCCCCAGAGUCCACUCCCCUGUGAACACAGAGCAGAGGCCAGGGUGGCCAGCAGUGGCUGGGUCCUUCCGCGCCCCUCCGUCCUCCUUUCCCUGAGCACCUGCAUCACCAGAGGCUUGAAGGAACCCCGCCAUGUGGCAGGGCACAGGCACUGUUCCUGGUGAACCUUGGACCACAGCAUGUCAGUGCUCUAGGGAUUGUCUACUCCAGGGAUUUUCUUCAAAAUUUUUAAACAUGGGAAGUUCAAACAAAUAUAAUGUGUGAAACAGAUCAAAAUUUUUAAAAUGAAAAAAAAGCUGCUCUGAUUCAGGGGAUGUGGGUGGGGGUAGAACCUGGACCUUUUGGCCCUGGGGGCACAUGGGAUGCUUCUAGGAACACAGUUUGAGAACCACCACAAAUUGGCCUGAGACCCCAUCCGAGCACAGCCUGAUUGUGUCUGUCUGGUUCAGCGUGGGGCUGAAAGGGUGUGUUCUAGCCUACAGUGGUUUGACUUUAUUCUGAUUCAGCCAUCAAACUUGAAAUUCAUUUGGGAUCGGUGGGGUUGAGGCAACCCUGUCUGAGAGCCCCCCCUUUAGGGAUCCCUGAGGGGAUGCGUUCGUGUGUGGCUGUCCCCCUAUGCCCUAGGCUCUCCUUUCCCCUCCUCUCAUGGGUCAGGGCCACUAAAGUGGAUGACCUGAAAAGGGGAAUUUAGAGCAGGGACCUGAGGGAGACUGUGCCAAGGUGAAACAAGUGAUGUGUGCACUGUGGUCUUGCAUUAUUGGGCCGACCCUGAAGAGCCAGUUCAGCAUUUUCUUAGCCUUAGAGGAAAUCACCAGCACCCUUCCUGCAGUGUUCGGCUAGCCGUUGGAAAGUUCUGUUAUUCUGCAGAUGUGAAGCGGGAGGUAAUACAGAUGUUACUGAAGGCCUGCGGUGUCCCAGGUGCCACUCUGGGCACUUGGGUGCCUGCCAGUUGACCCUCACAAUGACCCCACAAGUAGGUGCAGCUCCUCCUGCUUCCAGAUGGCUCAGGCAGGAUGGGUAACUUGCCCAAACUCCAUAGCUAGGAGCUGGAGCCAGGAUUUGAAUGUUUCUGACCAAAGCCCAUGCCUUUUGCUGCAUUUCUCUGCUUCAGGCCUGUUCCAUUCGUUUUUGGGAGGAGGGAGUGGCCACCAUCUGAGGCUGGGUUAGUAACCACUUCCAGACUUUAAUCAAGGAGCUUUCUUGGCCGGCGCAGUGGCUCAUGCCUGUAAUCCCAGCACUCUGGGAGGCCAGGGUGGCAGAUCACUUGAGGUCAAGAGUUUGAGACUAGUGUGGCCAACAUGGUAAGACCCUGUCUCUACUAAAAAUACAAAAAUUAGCUGGGCUUGGUGGCCCAUGCCUGUAAUCCCAGCUACUCAGGAGGCUGAAGCAGGAGAAUCACUUGAACCUGGCAGGCGGAGGUUGCAGUGAGCUGAGAUCAUACCACUGCGCUGUGGUGACAGAGCGAGACCCUGUCUCAAAAAAAAAAAAAAAAAAGACUUCAAUCAAGGAGCUUUCUGGAUGCUUCGGGGCCAGAGAAUGUCGGUCAUUGCCCGUGGGGAGCAGUCACGUCUCUUAGGGGACCCUGGGCAAGAAGUGCUGAUGGGGGCAGUUUGCUAUAUGAGUCCAGUCCUGUCAUUUUCUUUCCUAAGUCCCCACCCCGUCCUCAGAAUGCUCGGGUCAUACCAGGCAAGCGAGGACAGAUGGCCUGGUUGGUGGCUGAAGUCCUCCUGCAAGACACUGUGGAGAUCUGAACUCCAUUACCUUUCCCCUAGCAAGAGGGAGAAGGGUGGGCAGGUGGUAACAGGUGGUGGCCAGGAGCAGGGAGAGACGGGAAUAUCAUAGUAUUGGAAAUGAUCUAUGGAAAAGGAUAAUCUGACUUGUGUGGUUUAAUUUAAUCCUUGAACUUUGUAGGUUGUGUUUUGAGGUCAGGGACCUUGUCUUUCCCAUUCAAUGGGGACAAUUGGAGGAUGAGGAUCAUCUCUCCACACCCUGCUGGAGGCCUCCCCCCUUUACACAUUCACCCACUCCACAGAGCAGGGCUCCCUUCCCACAGCGAAGACCCCAGGUUAGGCCCAGGGCAGGCAGGAAACCUCCAGAUGGGGAGCCCCUGACCUGGGGACAUGCUGUCUGGAGCUAAUGAGGCCAUGGAAACAGCCUGGUUUAACUUUUUCCCCAAUCUCUGGGUCUAAAGGCCUCCCACAACCCCCACUUCAUCCCCUAGCC